CUGCACUUCUGAUCUCAGCCUCAACAUGCCACAGCGCACAUAUUUACUGCUGGCAGCUGUUACAAUCUGCUGCUUCACAACUCUGCUUGCUGUCUCAAUGGAAGGCUUUACAUCCAAUAACAAAUGUCACUGUCUGACCACCACUGCAACCAUCAUCCCAUCUCGUUUUUUUAAAAGAAUUGAGAUCCUGCCUCCAGGAGCACACUGCCGCAAAACUGAGAUCCUAAUCACCAAAAAGGACAACAAAAUUGUUUGUGUAGACCCUGAAGCAAAAUGGAUCAACAAUGUCGUAUCGAAAGUGAUGAAGAGCAAAAGAGCUGUAAAGGAAAAUACUGUACCCACUGUGGCAUAAAUCAACAGAGGCAAGAGUGACCACAACAAAGACAUUUUCCAUAUUCUUAACUAUUCCUGUCAUUCAAAGAGCAAACUCAAAUGUACAGUAUACUGAAUGUUACUGUGUGAUUUUCAUGUAUAGUUUAUACAUUUAAAUUUUGUAAUCAUAAGCUUCCCACAA
Molecule: messenger RNA, 514 nt
Organism: Myxocyprinus asiaticus (Chinese sucker)
Lineage: Eukaryota; Metazoa; Chordata; Actinopteri; Cypriniformes; Catostomidae
Product: C-X-C motif chemokine 13
Exons: 4
Coding region: 26-352 (108 amino acids)
Biological process (GO): antimicrobial humoral immune response mediated by antimicrobial peptide; cellular response to lipopolysaccharide; inflammatory response
Cellular component (GO): extracellular region
Molecular function (GO): chemokine activity; CXCR chemokine receptor binding
Source: RefSeq, a predicted model, not a curated record